GGUGUUCCCCCUCCUGUCCCAGCUGGGAGCCAACGGCGUCCUCAUCGAGUACGAGGACAUGUUCCCCUUCAAGGGGGAGCUGGAAAUCCUCAGGUCCCCGUACGCUUACAGCGAGGAGGACAUCGAACGGAUCCAGCAGCUGGCGGAACAACACAAGCUGGAGGUGGUUCCCCUGGUGCAGACCUUUGGCCAUGUGGAGUUCAUCCUCAAGCACCAGAAGUACCAGCACCUGCGGGAGGUCGAGCGUUUCCCCAACAGCUUCAACCCCCACAUCCCCGACACCCUGGCCCUGCUCAAGAGCAUCCUGUCACAGGUGAUCGAGAAGCACCGGCGCUCCACCUGGAUCCACAUCGGCGCAGACGAGGUUUUCCACCUCGGGGAGGGGAUGGACUCCAAGAACUGGAUGAGCCACAACAAGGGCGACGUGGGCACCAUGUACCUGAAGCACAUCAAGGAGGUUCUGGGCUUCCUCACGGCGCAGUACUGGGGGCUGCGGGUGCUCAUGUGGGACGACAUGCUGAGGAAGAUCAGCGUGGGAGCCCUGCGGGAGUCCGGGAUAGCAAAGCACGUCUCACCCGUGGUGUGGUUCUACGCGCCCGACUUCGAGGCUGAGCAGAUCGUGCCGUUCCUCACCAAGUACGUGGAGAGCGGCUUCGAGGCGGUUUGGUUCGCCAGCGCCUUCAAGGGCACCACGGGGCCGGCACAGGCCUGGACCCCGCUGAGCUACCACCUGAAAAACCACCUCAGCUGGCUGAAGGUGAUGCAGGCCGUGCCACGGCUGGCCCCGCUGCGCCUGCAGGGUGUUGUGCUCACCGGCUGGCAGAGGUACGAUCACUACUCGGUGCUCUGCGAGCUGCUGCCCGUCAGCAUCCCCUCGCUGGCCAUCUGCCUGCAGACCCUGGUGAACGGGGGCUUCACAGAAGAGGCAAAGAGGAAGGUCCUGGAUGUGCUGGGUUUGGAGAGCGUGCAGCUGGAGCAGAGCACCUGCGAGGGCAGGGGAGCGUUCCCCGGUGUGGAGAUCUAUCACAUGGUGGAGCAGGUUAAUGGCCACCUGAAGGAGAGCAUCCUUAAGGCCCUGGAGGAGGAGAGUGCCAUCAAGGGCUGGUUCAGCCCCUACCAUCGGAAGCGCCAGUUUGGGAACCCCCGCAACAUGGAGAGCUUUGGCAGCAAGGUGCUGAAGCUCCAUGAGGACUGGGAGAGCUUUGUCCGUGACCUGCGUGCCCAGCUGGAGAGGAUCUACUUCCCUGACACGGUGGAGGAGUGGAUGGAGGAGAACAUCAACCCCUACCUGGACCAGCUGCGGGACCUGGUGCGGGAUUACCGGGCCAUCAUCCGCCUCAACGCCCGGCCCAAGGCCACGUAGGGGCUGCGGCCCCCCCGGCUCCCGCUGCCCCCUGGCUGGGCUUUGGGGGCCACCGUGGUGUGUGUUUGCUGGUGACGGCGCUGCUGCCGCUGUCUGCACUGUACAGAGCCCCUGCACUCCCCCCUCCACAAUAAAGUAUUUUCAUAGAUA
Cyanistes caeruleus (blue tit) is the source of this 1513-nucleotide messenger RNA. Lineage: Eukaryota; Metazoa; Chordata; Aves; Passeriformes; Paridae. The record is from RefSeq and is a predicted model, not a curated record.